UUGCUCAAGUAUUAUUCUAACAAAACAUGACUAUUUUGUUGUCCCCCUAUUUCCUCGUUUUAGUAGUAGCCAUGAAGCCAGCUGGAGGAAGAGCUUGAGGGCUCUGAGUCAUCUGUCGAAAUGCAUGUGCUGCUUCUGAAAGAACCAAGAGAGGGAGGCUCUGGACCAGAUCCUUACAUCAAGGAGCUGGCAUCCCGUGGGCACAAAGCAACCUUAAUUCCUGUGCUGUCUUUUACAUUUGUUUCCUUGAACACUUUGUCAGACAAGCUGUUUCAGCCAGAACAACAUGGCGGGCUGAUUUUUACCAGCCCGAGGGCGGUCGAGGCAGUCAAAAUGUGUCUUGAAGAUGAUGAAAGAACGGAACAGUGGAACAAGGACAUUAAAGACAAAUGGAAUGCCAAGUCCAUCUAUGUUGUUGGAAAGGCUACUGCAGCGUUAGUGGGAGACCUAGGUCUGGUCCCCCUGGGAGAGGACACUGGGACUGCAGACGUUCUCUCACGCCUCAUCCUUCAACGAGAGGACACCAAUAUAUUACCACUUCUCUUCCCCUGUGGUUCCAUUAAAAGAGAAGUUUUACCUACUGCUCUGAGGGAAAACGGAGUUCCUCUAGACACACUGAUGGUUUAUCAGACAGCUCAACAUCCUGACCUGGAGAAGAACCUAAAGAACUAUUUUACAGAGCAGGGUGUUCCAGCCAGCAUUGCUUUUUUCAGCCCGUCGGGAGUCAAGUUUUGUUUGGAAACGGUGAGACGACUGUCAGGUGAACAACUGAAGCAGAUCAAGUUUGCAGCCAUAGGACCCACCACAGCAGAUGCCAUGACAGCAGAGGGGCUAUCGGUCAGCUGCUCCGCAGACAAACCUACAGCUGAGCACCUAGCCACAGGGAUAGCAAAGGCUCUACAGUGACAGACUGACGAGACAGACCACAAACCAACCUGAAAACGUGAUCCGUCCCCCCAUCACUUUCUCAAUCAACCUCUGUGAAAUGGAUUGUGGUAUUGCAUUCUUUGGGAUUGAUUUAUCUCUGUGAAGUAUUUGCUAUUAUUUGUGGCUUUUUUAUGUCAUAUUUUGAUCCCGUUAACCAUCUGUAUAUUUAUUAUAUUGUCAUGUGUUGUUGUGCACCAGAUAUUGUAAUGCUUUAUGCCUAUUUGUUGACACUGAAUGUAUCAAAUCAUGCUCUUAUAAACUUGUGAAUAUACUGA
Salvelinus fontinalis (brook trout) is the source of this 1202-nucleotide messenger RNA. RefSeq names its product uroporphyrinogen-III synthase-like. Gene Ontology annotation, biological process: uroporphyrinogen III biosynthetic process. Gene Ontology annotation, molecular function: uroporphyrinogen-III synthase activity. Bases 121 to 906 code for a protein of 261 amino acids. The transcript has 10 exons. The record is from RefSeq and is a predicted model, not a curated record. Lineage: Eukaryota; Metazoa; Chordata; Actinopteri; Salmoniformes; Salmonidae.